This is a messenger RNA of Nomia melanderi (Alkali bee), 2352 nucleotides long. The record is from RefSeq and is a predicted model, not a curated record. NCBI's taxonomy places the organism in Eukaryota, Metazoa, Arthropoda, Insecta, Hymenoptera, Halictidae.
UCAUCGUUGUCCGUCACGUCGAGCAGGUCUUACCUUCGAACCACUUGAGCUUUGUUCCGCGAAUCGAAGGGACGCGUCUUCGUUCCGUUCCGAUUCGUCUCGUCUCGUCCCGAUCGCUCGGGCAAACCGCCCUUCCGCUUGCUUUGGGCUGAACAGAUACUCUUUGUAUCUUCUGUCUACCACAGAAAGGAUGAUCGUCCGGUCGAGCUUCCUUCUGAUAACGACCAUCGCGUUCACGUUUGCCGCUGAUGCAUCGUCGAACAGUAUUUUUUCCGCAAAACAAGACCCCAUGGGCUUUAAAGGAAUGGCCGAGAAGAAGAGCUUCGCGUCUGCGGAAGGCGACGAAAUGUCUAAACGGGCUUCUAUGGGAUUCCAGGGUAUGCGGGGAAAAAAGGAUUCGAUAACGUCCGAAAUCGAACACGAAAUCCAACACGAAAUCGAACACGAAUUCGACGCGAAGGACACCGAUAAACCUGCGCCCAUGGUUUUCCAAAAUACCAGGGGUCAAAAGGACACUUUCAAUUUCAACUUCGAGGAUUCUUACGUCCCAGCCGACGCGUACGAGAAGAAGGCGUACUAUAAACAGGAUGAACACUACAAACGCGCCCCGAUGGGAUUCCAAGGGAUGAGAGGCAAAAAGAGUCUCGAACAGAUCUUGAACGAGAUUGAGAAAAGGACAGCGAUGGAGUCCGAUUACUCGGAAGAUUACGAGACGAGAAUGCUACCGAUGCUAAUGACGGGCUCGAUGGUACAGCCAAUGACGAUGACGAUGGCGACGGACAGAUACCAGGGGAGUGUGCGCGACAAAAAGGAUACGAUUCUAGAAGAAUGGGAGAAGAGAGCACCGAUGGGAUUUCAGGGGACGAGGGGCAAGAAAGCGGUUAUCGAGGCGAUAGAGCAACUCGGCAAGAAGGCCCUGAUGGGUUUUCACGGAAUGCGCGGUAAAAAGGACACGUUCGUCAGUUAUCUCGAUUAUCCGAUCGUUCCCUCCGAAUACGCAAAGAGAAGUACGGAUUUUAACGAAAAUUACCUCGUCGACCCCCUGAAGAGAGCUCGAAUGGGUUUCCACGGGAUGAGAGGUAAAAGGGACGCGACGCAGGUUUUCGAUGUCAGCUCGAGCUACAGAGGUACAAACAACGAUCGAUUUACGACAAACCAAGUGGCAGCAUACGAAAUUAAGAAACGAUCGCCGUACAGAUACGUUGGUGUUCGAGGCAAAAAGAACCCUCGGUGGGAAUUUCGAGGAAAGUUCGUGGGCGUUAGAGGUAAAAAAUCAUCCUCGUUACAGGACCAACCUGUCUUUUAACGUGUCCGAAGAUGCGAAAAGAAAGAAUGCUUCUAUGUCAUUAGGUAAAGUCCAAUUAUUUAGACAGUCGCGUACACCGUACUACGAUACAUUCUUGCCCACUCUGCGUAUUCGUGAAACCACGUUCCGCUUUUCCUUUCCGUUUCAGAUAUUGAACGCUGAUACUGGUGCGUUUAUUGGUACCGGCAAACGCAACAGCAACAUUAACAGCGUAAUAUUAGCGUGUUUCCGUUUCAGCUUGUAUUCGAAAGCGAUCCACUUGACGACUAAACGCGUACGUACAUCGAUCUAGCCGCGGUUCGAUCAGUGAUCAUCGUCAUUGGCCUUGCACGGUCAAAGUGCUUCUUACGAAACGACGUGCUGCGGGCACGCUUUACAACUUAUUCUCGCAGUAUUCGUUGCGCUUCCUACGAACAAUCAAAGAUACCAUCUCGGCGUAUUGUUCGACGAACGCAACGGUUACUUUCGAUACCGACUAGAAGAGCAGUUUAUGUACGUUGCUGUACGCUUGAAACUUACAGCGGUCGCGAAUACGCCAACGCUCUGUCUUCGAACGUGUUUUCUCCAAAGAAUUACGAGCAAUCGAAACUAAACCAAUAGAUGGAGUGACAUUUUAUGCUAUUUUCUCGAUUACGUACAACGAAAAUACCAUCGCUGUUUUCGUUACACAGAAAGAUAAAAAAUAACUAUAAAUAACUAUAAAUACUUGCAGCGGAUAUAGAAACGGAUAUAGAAUAGGUAAUGGAAAACCGUAUCACUGACCGUACAUUUUAGUUGUGUGCUCGCAAACGCCGUGAAACUAAAUUUUUACCGACUACUAAGAAAGUGGAUCGUAUGCGAAUAUAUAUCAUGAGAGGAAACAAUUACCGUGUACAUCAUAUACUAUUCGAUAGAUACAAUGUAUGUUUGUCUGUUUGUCUGUUUGUCUGUCUGUCUGUCUGUCUGUCUGUCUGUCUGUUUGCUGCCAGUCUGUUCGUCGCGUUUGUCUGUGUAUCUACAGUGUGAACUAGUCAAAUACAUAUCAAUAAAAGCAAAACUAUAUAGUU